AUGGCCAAAUUGUUUGAAAAUCAACACACACCUUUAAACACUAUCUCGUUUAAUCCCGAUGAGAUAUAUAACAAUUAUGAUUCAAAUGCGUGUAAACUUGGUUUAUAUAUAUAUACUGGCGCUUAUACUAUUGAUAACGAUAUGGAUAAGGACGUCAGUGAUCCUGCACAAACAGUUUCAACACUACUGAAGUCUAUUAAAAAUGCUACCGAAGAAAAAGCACAAAAACUUCGUAAUACUACAGUUUAUGGGUUGUUAUGUCAAUUAAGAGGUCUAAUUCAACAUGAUCAAAUUAGACGAGAACUAGUUCAACAAGAUGGUUUGCCAUUGCUUAUAAAGUGUUUAAAUGAUGUUGAAUUUGAUGCUUGGAAUCUUGAACGUUCAUUAGAAAUGUUAUGGACAAUGACAUUUAAUCCAGAAGCAGCUGAAUUUUUAAAACGUGAUUCUAGUUUUAUUACCACAAUCAAAAAAUUAUCAAAAACAGUUACUAAAGAUGCUAUAAAAAAAUCAAUCGCAGGUAUUCUUUGGAAAUUAGAAAAAGAAGAUGAGUUUGUUGCAAAACAAGAGAAAAUUGAGCAGAUGACAAGUCAGUCUAAAGACCAAUCACAGAUAGCUGAAGAAUAUAAAUAUGGUAUGAUGAUCAGUUAUUCACAUGAUGAUAAAGAUUUAUGCUAUAGGUUACAUGAACGAUUAAUAGCAGAUCAUUUUCGAGUAUGGGUAGAUAAAGAAAACUUAUAUGGUCCACAAAUGGAAGAAAUGGCACAAGCAAUUGAAAAUUCAGAAUUUGUUCUUUUAUGCAUGUCAGCAUCUUAUAAACAAAGUGUAUAUUGUCGAGCUGAAGCUCAAUAUGCAUUUACUCGUCAACGGAAUAUUAUUCCAUUAAAAAUGACAGAAAACUAUCAUCCGGAUGGUUGGCUAGGAUUUUUAACUGCUCCUCUAACUUAUAUUGACUUUCAUAAACACGGUUUCGAUAAUGCAUAUGAUAAAUUAAUGAUUGAAAUUCAACGUUAUCGCUCUAUCCAUUCGAAUUCAGUUUCGAAACACAAAGUAUUAAAUCAACAUGGUUCAAUGCAGAAUAAUAAUGUAUUAAAUCAUCCUGGUUUAGUGCAGAAUAAUAAUGUCGCAUAUAAAGAAACGCCGCCGUUAAUCAUCCAGUCAUCGGUUGAACCAAUAAUUGCAACAUCUUACGCAAAAAAAAAUCUAAUAUCAUGGUCCCAACAAGAUGUUCAAAGUUUUCUUAAUGAUACCGAACUUAAAACAAUGCUAUUAUUGUGUGAAAAAAUGAAUGGUGCUGGUUUAUAUCAAACUUUUAAAAUGUGCGAAUCAUCUCCAGAUUCAAAAAUGUAUCAAAUAUUAAAUGAGCAAUUACGUGAAUCUCAUGGAAAAACAUUGCCAAUAUCUGAAUAUUCACGUUUUUUGACAGAACUUAGAGUCUAUACAGUAACUGCGACAGAUAAAUCAUGCUUAUGCACACUUAUCUGA
Molecule: messenger RNA, 1482 nt
Organism: Didymodactylos carnosus
Lineage: Eukaryota; Metazoa; Rotifera; Eurotatoria; Philodinida; Philodinidae
Source: the annotation of a GenBank genome assembly